Messenger RNA from Xenopus tropicalis (tropical clawed frog), 4500 nucleotides. It is a transcript of the gene ankar, whose product is annotated as ankyrin and armadillo repeat containing. The transcript is spliced from 23 exons. The record is from RefSeq and is a predicted model, not a curated record. Bases 120 to 4322 code for a protein of 1400 amino acids. Lineage: Eukaryota; Metazoa; Chordata; Amphibia; Anura; Pipidae.
GCUGAAAUAUUUAAGAAGAAAUGUAUUAUUUGAAGAACACCAUUUUUUAAAUACUGUGCAGUAUGUGGUCAGUAUUUAGUCAGAUUAGGUUUUUUUGUUGACUUAAGAAGCAAAGGUAGAUGAAGAUGGACAAGUAUAGGUCAGUAAAGAUGGUAGCAAGUAAACCACCUGUGAAAGAUGAAACCUUUAUUGCUGAAAUGUCACUUCAGAGAAACGCUCAUGCCUUUUUUGAAAGAUUCAGUCAAAGCGAAAUACAAGAACUUUUAGUUUACACCACAUCAAGUUGGCUUGCUAACAUGGAAGACAUCCAGUUCCAGCUUCCAAGUGGUUUGAUAUGUCAGAUGAAAAAUCAAUGUAAUUCCAGUGUAUUUCUGCUAGCUCCUGUGGAAUCUGAGGUUAGACUUGACUACCGAGAUGUUCAUCAGAUAAUAAGGGAACUGGCCGUUGGAAUUUACUGCUUUAAUCAAGUUCCCUCCAUCAGUCUAGAUGCUAAUUAUGACCGAAGCACAUCUUGCAAUAUUCCUCCUGCCUACUGUGACACAAGAGUGGGGCAGAUAAUGAUUGCUGUGGACUAUAUGAUGAAGGCUCUCUGGCAUGGUGCCUUCAUGGCAAAAGACAAAAGAGUCAGAUUUUCAGAGUUUUGGCGAUCAAAUAUGAAUAUUGAUGCAAAUGGUAUUCCUCUCACCAAGAAAGACGUUUUUGCAGAUUUCUGCGCAGCAGGUCUAACUGAUAUUUCAAGUGAUCCAGACUAUGAAGACAUAUAUUCCCAAACCCCUGACUUUGAUCCAUCAUAUGAACCUAAUAAUGAGGAAGAAAAAAAUCUUUUUAUGCAGUAUGCUGAUAGCAUAACAAUAAAAAUGACAUGUUUUAUUACCGAUGUUCAACAGUGUGAAAACUUCUUUAUAUAUGAUGCAUCAAACCAAUUCUCUACUGCCAUAAGGCUUACAGAAGAAUACAUUGAUCCUGUAACAUACCAACGUUUACAGCAGAGAUUAAAAAUCCAAAGGAAAUUGGUGGCGGAGAACAUCGAAAAGACAGUUGAAAACCGUAAAAAUGUGGCAUAUUUGAAGCUCAUUAGCUUCUUGGUGCCUUUCUUUUUGGGCUUGAAAAAGAAAAUGAAAGUGCCAGAUUUGAAUCACCUUCUGCAACCAUUUUCAAAUGAUAAACUUAAGACUGAACGUGAGCUACCACCUCUUAUGCUGGGAGAGAAUUUUGCUUGCCAACAUUUUCAAUAUGGAGAGAAUGAAUAUUUUCACCUUCAUGGAGGAAUUGAAUUUGAUUUAGGAACACCUUCUCUUGAACAACCAUGCGAAGACAUUAAGGCUGCUUUUCAAGAUAUUAAAAUCACAGCAAUAAAACAUAUUAAUGAUCUUCUGGACCUUGAUACAACUUACAGGGAAUAUUACCCUAUCCCCACGGUGACUAUAAAUGGAAAAAGUUACUAUACAAUUGCCAUUCAGCUUGAGAAUUUUUAUCCAGCUGGCCUUAAAACACACUGGUGGGGAGCAAUAAAUGGAAUAAUAAGCACUCUAAAACCAAAAAGGCUUCCUUUAACUGAUGUCCAGAUGUAUGAGCAGUUCAAGAAGAGAUUUGGGUACAAAAGAGCCAUAAAAUGCCAGAAUUUCCCUUUUGGACUAAAAUCUGCUGCAAAAAGAGGACUCGCUGCAGUUUUUCACACCUUUUCUCGUAAAACUCAAAUUUCUGGACUUGAUGUCAGAGAUGAAGCUGGCUAUGCUGUUAUUCAUCAUGCAGCAAUUUACAAUCGUGUGGUAAUUGUUUCUCAACUAGCCAAAGCCAGUUUCAAUUUGAAUCAAAGGCGCAAUGAUAGUUUUUUAGUUCAAGCUAAUACAAGUACCCAGAAUUUAGAAGAUAUAGAACAAUCUGGUCCAACUGCUUUACACAUAGCAGCUCAGUGUGGAUCUCUUGAAGUUCUCCUCUGCCUUCUAGCACUAAAAACUGAUUAUAUGUUACGUGACAAUCGUGGCUGGAUGGCAAUACAUUUUGCAGCUUUCUAUGGUGCUAUUCCAUGUAUUAGAGCUCUUUACAGAAAUGACCCUAAUCUUUUGGAAAUGGAAACAACUGCACAAUAUCAAUGUACACCAUUGUUACUAACUGCUGCUGCUGGUGAACUGGAUGCCCUUCAUUAUCUUUUAUCUGUUGGUGCUAACUGGAAACAAAAAGACAGUUUGGGCAACAACAUAAUCGAUUUAGCAGUUCUGUAUUUUCACACAAACAUACUGAAAUAUAUUAUAGAUCUGAAUAUCCCAGAACUACACGUGUGGCAACAACUUGCAGGUUUGUUGAAAUGUGAUGAUCAGCAUAGAAAGGAAAUGGCUGUGAGGUGCUUGGAGGUUCUCUGUGUUGUAAAUAGAAAUUACUGGGAGGACAUUUAUAAAGCAGGUACCAUCCCCUCUCUUGUUGAACUUUUACAUAGUGACCAGGUGCCUCUAAAAUGCCUGGCUUUGGGCAUUUUGAGUAACAUUUCAAAUAAUAAUCCUGUUUCAAGGGCUCUUGUAAAGUCUGGCGCCAUUCAAGUUCUUGUUCAUUUGCUGCACUCCCGACAGCCUGAAUUACAGUCACGUUGCUCAGUUCUCCUCUCUGAUAUUGCACAGAUUGACAGUAAUCAAAAUGUGAUUGCAGAAAUGGAUGGAAUUUCUCCAUUAGUUCAUCUACUUUAUGAAAAGUAUGAAGAUGUGCUGGUGAAUGCAGUUAACUGUAUCAGAGUCUUGUGUAUUAAAAACACAGCUAACCAAAAAGCUGUCAGGGACCUGGGAGCCAUUCCAUCCCUGGUGGAGUUUUUAACUGCCAAAUCAGAUAUUCUUGUAAGUGCCGCUACAGAUGUAAUUGCAGAACUUGCCAGAGAUAAUAAGGCAAUUCAAGAUGCAGUCACUAAAGAAGGGGUAAUUGAGUCUCUUAUAAGUAUCCUCCGUGUAAGAAACAUUAACAUCCAAGUAAAAGCUGCAAUGACGAUAGAAGCACUUUGUGAUCAUAACCCUGCAGUUCAAAAAGAAUUUCUCACCAAAUCUGUGACAAAACAUAUCUCAAAGCUCCUAAAGGUUUUCCAACUUGAAGUCAGGGAACAAGGUAGUACAACACUUUGGGCACUAGCAGGACAAACUCGAAAGCAACAGAAAGCAAUGGCUGAAUAUAUUGGCUACAAAUGUAUUAUUGACAUGCUUUUAUCACCUUCUGAUAAGAUGCAAUACAUAGGUGGUGAGGCAAUAAUUGCUCUAUGCAAAGAUAGCAGACACUAUCAAUGCCAAAUCUGUGAAGGAAAUGGCAUUGGGCCUCUGGUGAGAUUGUUACGCAGCCCAAAAGUAGCAAAUGGAACACUUAUCAGAAUUAUCAAAGCUCUUGGAAUUAUGUGCAUUGGAGUUGCCUUCAUAAACAAUCCUGUUGCCCAAGAAAAAAUAGUGGAGGAAAAUGCAAUUCCAACUCUUCUCCACCUUUUGAAAACUCAGAAUUCUUUACACGUUAAGGCUGAAGUAGCCUGUACCCUGGCUUGUAUAGUGCUAAGAAACAGCAAUCUGCAAGAUUCUUUAAAGGAAAUGGAAGACGUUAAGUACUCUGACAUUCUUGAUCUCCUAUAUGCAUCAGACAAGGCUAUUUGUUUAAGAGCAGGAUAUGCCUUAUCACUCUUUGCUUACAGUAGUACAAUGCAGCAGUUCAAUAUACUGGAGAAUGGAGGCAUAAAAAUUUCCAUCUAUGAACCUUUUCUACAGUCAGACAUUGAACCAGAGAGAGCACUAGCUGCCUUCCAGAUUGUUGUUUUGGCAAAAGUAAUUUCUGAUAUGGACCAAAUCACUCUGUGUACCAAGGGUGUGACAGUGCUAACAGAGCUCUUACAAUCAAAGAAUCCUACUACACUUGUGUUAACAGGAGAGUUGCUAGCCACCUUGGCACAUAUCAGAACAGGUAUUCCAGAAGCGAUAACUACUCUAGGGACUGUAAAGUGCCUUUGCAACCACUUGUACAGUCCAGAUGAGGAGGUUCGUAUUGCUUGUGCCAAUGCAUUAGGAUAUUUGACAUUUAAUCGCACAGCUUCUAGGCAUUUGUUAGCUGAAUGUCGGACUAGACCUUGCCUGUACAAUCUAUUAAUCAGUAACCUCAGUGAAGAUGCCAGAAUGUCUAAAACAUUUACAGAUGAAUUUAAAAUACAAAAACAAAUAGGACUGCCAUCACUCAGUUUAUUUGUUCAUGGAGGACCAUAUGUGAACCACCCUUCCUCUGUUAAAGAUAAACAAAAAGAUGGUGGAAAUGGCCAACAUCUCCAAACAGGAACCCUGAGAAUGAAAUCAGCCACUCACCACAAGAAUCUUUGACUUCUAAUAUCAACAAUCUGACAGGAGUUGAGUUAUAUCGGCACAACUCUCCUUCUACAAGACCUGAGACUGCACAUCUGAAUACACGCAGAAUGCAAGAUUAAAUAACAUCAAACUACAACAAGGACCAAUGCAUGUGCAAUACAUUUUAAUCUCAAUAAAAAGCGUCAUAGUUUAA